This is a messenger RNA of Capsella rubella, 1809 nucleotides long. Its product is annotated as jacalin-related lectin 48. Gene Ontology annotation, molecular function: carbohydrate binding. The record is from RefSeq and is a predicted model, not a curated record. The coding region runs from base 1 to 1788 and encodes 595 amino acids. NCBI's taxonomy places the organism in Eukaryota, Viridiplantae, Streptophyta, Magnoliopsida, Brassicales, Brassicaceae. The transcript is spliced from 5 exons.
AUGACGCAAAGAUCAGAUGCGGAAGGGAGCAAGAAAGCCAACUUUUUUUGGGAUGACAAAUCUGACUAUGAUGAUGUAGGAAAGAUAUAUGUACAAUAUUCUCCUCAAGGCAUCAAAUCCAUUCGGUUCGACUAUGUCAAUAGUGGAAAACUGAUCGAUGGUUCCUUUCAUGGUUCUUCAUAUUAUACUUACAAGCAGACGUUUGAGAUAAACCACCUGAAAAAUGAACAUCUUGAAUCUGUUGAGGGAUACUACACAUAUGACAAUGGGAUUCAAGCACUUCAAUUCAAAACCAACUUGAAGAUUUCUGAACCGAUGGGAUAUCAUGACAUUGACGGGUGUAAAAAGUUUGUACUAGCAGUAGAGGGGAAAAAAAUCAUUGGGUUUCACGGAUCAUCUUCUUAUGGGGUGUACUCUCUAGGAGCAUAUUUCAGUAAGAUUGAUCCUACUAGAAUAGAAGCAAUAGGGAGCACUGUAGGCAAGGAGUGGGAUGAUGGAGUCGACCAGGCAUGUUUUACAAAGAUACAUGUACGAACUGGUCGUGAAUGCAUACAAUUUAUCAAGUUUGAGUAUGUCGACAAGGAUGGGCAUCUUAAAGAUGGUCCUAUCCAUGGUUCUAUUUCUAGCAGAGGUUGCCCACACGUGUUUGAGAUUGAUCAUGUUGACGAGGAAUAUCUGGUGUCAGUUGAGGGCUACUACGAUGAAGAAUCUGAGGUCAUUCAAGCACUUCAAUUCAAGACUAACAUCAAGACUUCUGAACUUAUGGGAUCCCACAAGGGUAAAAAGUUUAGACUUGCAGCUAGUGGAAUGAAGAUUGUUGGGUUUCAUGGAUACGCUAAGAAGAAUCUAAACUCUCUUGGAGCAUAUUUCACAAGGCUUACUCCUACAAAAUUAAACUACCAUAGUAUUACUGAUACAAGCUCUCGUUGGGAUGAUGGAGCUUUUGAUGGUGUCAGAAAGGUGACUGUUUCAUACGGAAGUAGUUAUAUAAACUGGCUGGGGUUUAACUAUGACAACGAUGGCAAAGUAGAAAAGCGUCACCAUGGAAUUGAAAAUUCCCACACUGACAAAGAAUUUGUGGUUGACUAUCCGAAUGAAUAUAUCACGUCUGUGGUAGGGACUUUCAUAACCACGGGUAGAAAUUAUCUUACGUCAUUGGCUUUCAAAACAUCAAAGGGGAGAACCUCUCAAAAAUUUGGAGACGGAACUUCUGAUUCAGUUGAAUUUGUCCUAGAGAGCAAAGGUUGUGCUAUUGUUGGAUUUCAUGGAUGGUUGAUUCCUAAUGUUAUUUCUGCUCUUGGUGCAUAUUAUUAUCCGAUGCCUCUUCCUCCUGCUGCGGAAAAGCUAGAAGGACAAGGUGGUGAUGGAGGAUCUCCAUGGGACGAUGGCAGUAAUUUCGAAGGUGUUAGAAAGAUAUACAUUGGGACAGGUGAGAUAGGUAUCGUAUCCGUCAAGUUUCUGUAUGAAAAUGACACUCAGGAGAUAGUAGUGGGAGAUCAUCAUGGGAACAAGAACCUUCUUCGACAUCAAGAGUUCGAGCUAGACUAUCCGAGCGAGUACCUCACAUCAGUGGAAGGUAGUUAUGAUGUAGUACCUGGAAGUGAUUUUGAAGUUAUUCUCAUGCUUAAGUUCACCACCAACUUGCGAACAUCUCCAUGUUAUGGUCUCGAUGAUGACACAAGUUUCGUGCUCCACAAGGAAGGUCACAAGAUCGUCGGGUUCCAUGGGAAAUCAAGUAGCAUGCUUCAUCAACUUGGCACCCACGUGCUCCCCAUCACCCACUCCUGAGUCUUGAAUGAUCAUCUUUAU